AUGCUAUCUUCAGUUAUCAGAUGCGGAGGACAUCAGGCGGCGUCGUCGAAAAUGACACCGGCCGUUUCGAUGGCGAUUCGCAGAUUCGAUCCGUUGGAGGCGAAAAUGGCACAGAAAAAGGCUGAACUAAUGGCUCAACAACAGCAAGCCGAAGGCGAUCAACAUCGUGUGACGUACGCAACAAAAGACGAUUUCAAGCACACGGUUCAAGAUUCUCGUUUCACUGGAGCCGCCGAUUCAGAGACCGGACAAGUGCCGACGAAAUGGCAGAAGAAGUUUCUGGUUAUUACCAAGUUGUACCCAUCGGUUGAGGAUAUUCCACCAUUUGUUCACCAUGGCACAAUGAACCGAAUGCAUGACAGAAUGCGUGUCGUAUUCAUCGUCACCGCUUCCAUCUUCUUCUUCUCCACAUUCUACAUUGCCGAACGUGCGAUGGCUCAGAAAAUCGCUCGUGAUCGUGACGCUGGAGUCGUUGUUCAUAAGAUGUAA
Messenger RNA from Caenorhabditis briggsae, 489 nucleotides. The transcript has 3 exons. The coding region runs from base 1 to 489 and encodes 162 amino acids. The record is from RefSeq and is a predicted model, not a curated record. Lineage: Eukaryota; Metazoa; Nematoda; Chromadorea; Rhabditida; Rhabditidae.